Molecule: messenger RNA, 1750 nt
Organism: Salarias fasciatus (jewelled blenny)
Lineage: Eukaryota; Metazoa; Chordata; Actinopteri; Blenniiformes; Blenniidae
Gene: prss59
Product: serine protease 59, putative
Exons: 9
Coding region: 25-1515 (496 amino acids)
Biological process (GO): proteolysis
Molecular function (GO): dipeptidyl-peptidase activity; serine-type exopeptidase activity
Source: RefSeq, a predicted model, not a curated record
UUCGCGUGCAGCUGUUUACCCAACAUGGCUUCUCCUCUGCCCCUCAGACCCUUCAGCCCCUCUCUCCCCAGGCUCUCCGUGGUCCUCCUGCUGGCGCUUUGUGCCCCGGCUUGGUGCCGCUUUAAGGGCUUCGGGAGGCUCCAUGCUCUGGGGCAGCAGCAGCUCCGCGAGGCGCCGGAGGAGCUGUGGUUCCCCCAGAAACUGGACCACUUCAACGGAGCCGACGACCGGCUGUGGAAACAGAGGUACUUCGUAAAUGAAGCCUUCUACAGGCUCGGUGGUCCGGUGUUCCUCAUGAUUGGCGGGGAGGGUCCGGCCAACCCAGCAUGGAUGCAGCAGGGCGCCUGGCUCACCUACGCCCAGAAGCUGGGAGCCCUCUGCCUCAUGCUGGAGCACCGCUUCUACGGGAAGAGUCACCCGACUGCCGAUCUGAGCACCGACAGCCUGCGCUUCCUCAGCAGCCGUCAGGCGCUGGCCGACCUGGCGCACUUCCGCACGGUGAUGGCCGAGUCCCGGGGCUUGACCAACAGGAAGUGGGUGGCGUUCGGAGGCUCGUACCCGGGUUCGCUCGCCGCCUGGUUCAGGCUGAAGUACCCUCACCUGGUCCACGCCUCCGUGGCCACCAGCGCACCCAUUCACGCUACCGUCAACUUCCCAGAGUAUCUGGAGGUGGUGAGGCGCUCGCUGGCCUCGGAGAACACAGAGUGCCCCACGUUGGUGAAGGAAGCUUCAGACGCUGUGGCCAAGAAGCUGCAAGACCCCAAAACCUACGACAACAUCACCAAAGACUUCAAUUUAUGUUCCAAACUCCAGGUCCAGACUGAGAUGGACUCUGCCUACUUCCUGGAAACUCUGGCUGGGAACUUCAUGGACGUGGUCCAGUACAAUGAAGACAACCGGGAGUUUGAGGGUGUAGUUGGCACCAACAUCACGAUCAAGGUCCUGUGUGGUGUGAUGGGCGACCGCUCGCUGGGAGAUCCGUACGCCCGGUACGCUGCCGUGGCCCGCCUCAUGAUGGACACUUUCUCCAUGAAAUGCUUGGACGCAAGCUUCAGCAACUACGUCAGAGACAUGACUAACACGUCCUGGGACGGGACGGCUGCAGGUGGAGGAAGGCAGUGGAUUUACCAGACCUGCUCGGAAUUUGGAUUCUACCAGAGCACCGAUUCCCCCAACCAGCCUUUCACUGGCUUUCCUCUCCAGUAUCAAGUGAAACAGUGCGCCAGCUUCUACAACAUCAGCGCCGAGCAGGUGGCCGAGGCCGUCGCCCAGACCAACGAGUACUACGGCAGCUACGACAUCCGCUCCAGCAGAAUCGUCUUCCCCAACGGCUCCAUCGACCCGUGGCAUGCCCUGGGGAUCACCCAGGACAUCAGCCCCGACCUGCCUGCUGUUUUCAUCAAAGGAACGGCUCACUGUGCCAACAUGUACCCAGCCCGGAGCGAGGAUCUCCCACAGCUGUCUCUGGCCCGGGACCACGUCUUCGUCCUGCUGCAGCAGUGGCUGAAGCAGUAGCCCCCAACUAAAUAACACAAUCAGGCAUUCCUUCUUUUAUGACUCCAAAGACUUCAGUUGUAGAUGGAAGCACAGACUUUAACAAUAAAAUCAAUUCAACUAAAAAUGAGUUUAGACUGACAGCCAUGAUCGGGCUGAUAAGUCAACGUCUUGCACUAGCAACAUAAGGUACAAAGUUGCGUUUGUUUGAAUGGAAGAGAUUUGAAGCUAAUUAAUAAAGAUGGACUAUUUUUCA